UACAUCCUACACCCUUACAUCUCCUCUAUCUUUAAAGCUUCUCAUCCCACCCACCUUUUUAGAGGAAGACGGAGGAGGACGGGGGCAAGCUGUGCGUGCGUGUGCGUGCGUGUGUUUACGUUUGUUUGCAGAAGAUUGGAUUGCGUUCACGACGGGAAGCGGGAAGCACAAAAAGUACAGGCGACUAGCCGGUAAUCUACGUAUCACCCUCUCCGCCAUUUUUGGGAGGAGAGAGUACAGAUUCAAGGUAGGACAUGAGCCAAGAGACCGUUGGUUCGCUCCUGGCCGUCAUUGCGAACUCGCUUAACGAUGGCCUGCGCAUCUUGAUGUUCGCCGACAAGCGGGAAUGGGGUUCCGACGAGUUCGAGCAGCUACGUCUGCUCGAAGAAACCCUCGACGAGGCCAAGAAGGACUUCCAGGAACUGCCUGCUCUUGUCAAUGGCAGGUUCUACUACGAGAAUGACCGCAUAGACGAGACCCUCGAAGACCUCCGUAUCCUAUGCACGCGGUUCGAGCUACACGUACAGAUGUUCCGAGACUGGGUGCGCCACGGCGGGCCCAUCGACCCGUCUUGGGCCCUCGAGACGACGGCCCUCCGACGCGAGCUGCACCGGGCCCAGUGCCGCGCCGCCCGACGCAUAUACAGCGCGCAGCAGAUCGAGACGUCGGCGGAGAGCGUGCGGUGCCUCGGCGCCCUACAGGUGUACCGCGUACAGAAGGGGCGCGACGUGCGCGUCGAGGACGAGCGCGCCGCCUGCGCGCAGACCGGCCACUUCGAACGCUACGCCGACAGGGACGUCGCGUUCGUCUGCGACUUCUGCGACGGCUUCCUCGUCUGGGAGGACCUGCGCGCGGUCCCCACCACGCGGAUAAACCAGCCACCCCCACGCAACGACGACAGUCUCCCCGCGCCCGUCACGAGAGCGACAAGGCUUGACGAUCCUAGGAGGAAUAAUAACGGCAACAAGGGCAACGGCAAUGGCGAGGGCGAGGUCAGUCCCGCCGCGGCUAAUUGGCAGGCCCGCGGCAUCGCGCUCUCGAACGGCGAGCAGAAGACGAUCAUAUUCGCACCGGUGGCCGUGGCGAACCACGUGCCGCCGGAUAUAGGGGAGUGGCAGUCGAGGAUCCUAUGUCCGCAUUGCGACGAGUACUACUACGAAGAGCAAGGCGACAACGACAUGGAGCGCAUACGGCAUACGCAAGGCCGGGGGUUCGAGACCGUAGCGGCUUUCCAGGAGCAUCUGGAAUGGAGCCACGCGUCCAUGGUACCGAGUGCUUCGAGCUGCGCAGUUAUGUGAUUAUUUUUUCUUUAAAAAAAGACAAAGAAAUAGAAAGGGACGAAUGGAAGAUGAAAGGCUACCUAAAUAAAUACAGGAGGCGGGAGAUUAUUUUCGAAAUUCCGGGUUGAAGCGGGUUUAAUUAUAUCGCGGCGCGGCGUUCGGAAGGGCUGUGCAUGUGCCAUUGAGAAGAAAUUGGGUUCUAUUUACUACAUACCUAAACCUAAUCCAUCGCAGGUCUUGAAGAAAAAAAGAAAAGAAAAGAAAAAGCAAAGGUGUUCCAGGCGUCUAUGAAAAAGAAAGAAGGGAUUCGACUGAGAUACACCCUUACUUACAUACCUAAGUACCUACCUAGAUAGUAUAGAUAUUUACCUAUGAUCGGAGCCUACAAGGGAGGAGAAAGU
This is a messenger RNA of Daldinia caldariorum, 1681 nucleotides long. RefSeq lists its product as uncharacterized. NCBI's taxonomy places the organism in Eukaryota, Fungi, Ascomycota, Sordariomycetes, Xylariales, Hypoxylaceae. The record is from RefSeq and is a predicted model, not a curated record. The transcript is spliced from 2 exons. The coding region runs from base 255 to 1298 and encodes 347 amino acids.